AUGGAACGUUUUUAUCCCAACUUUUACUCGUACACCAAAUCGCAUUAUGAACCACUGACUGCACAAAGCCUCUGUCGUUCGGAGUCCGUUGCUACCGGUCUGAGUCAGCGACCCGUGCAGCCGGUCGCAGUUAAUGAUGAUGAUGAUGCUCAGCCGGGCCGAUCUCGUCUCGGGUGUUCCAGCACCGAUCAUAUGCAUCGAGUCGGUGUGCAUGUGUCGGGAUUGUGCGAACCGUUUGUUACACGAAAACGAAUGCUCAGUGGUGAGUGUCACAACAGCGGGAAUUUUUCUGGGCACAGUGAUAUCCGGGCCGAUGGGCGAUUCACCAAUGCGGACAGUAGUGCUUCUUGUGUGAAUUUGCACGCGGAACGUUGGAUGCGUGAGCAGUCAGACCCGCCCGGACCCUCCGGAUCUUCCGCUGUCGAUAAUUUGGCGAUACCGAGUUCUCUAAACCCAACGGAACUAGUAACAUGGUCAUCCUCAUCUCAGUCGGAAAAGCUGCGAUCCACGGGAACGGGGAAAUCGAACAUGUUAGUAAUUCCUCGCUCGGUGCCGUUGUAUCCAACACGUGCAGACUGUGCAUUAGGUCGUAGACCAGUGAUGGACGACCAAAAUGUAUCGGUCGACAAAACGCGACAACCCAUGCGUCAAGUUUCCUUCCGACAAGAUAAACAUUGUUCAUCUCCCAUCUCUUCCAAUUGUUCUACACUAAAACCAACCAAGCAGGAUCCUCCUGGUCGACCGCUUGCUCAAGUUCGACCACAGGGACAGUUCAAUGUGGAAGAGACGAAAGAGGAUCCGCGUGUACAAUCAUGUGUGAGUGGAAAACUGAUGAAAUCCGGUCUCCUCAAACCCAAAGGGAAUGAAAAAUCUCGAAGAUUUGGCCUGAAACUGGAAAAACCGGUGCGAAAAAAUCAAUCUGGUAAGAGCACCAGGUCCCCAUCUCCUUGUGUGACUAACAAGCUGCCCGCAGCACAACGUGUGUGCGAAAAGGAGAUAGCCUGUGGAACGAGACAUGCCCCAUUGGGAAUACCGGCGGCUACCGGUCAUAUGAAACGUUUGAUCGAAACAGAACGGGCGGUACGCGAAGAACUGGCUUCCGGAAAAAUGCGUGGUAUUUCACCCAUUUCCCCGUCCGUUUUGGACAGUAUUGUUCCAACUAAUCUAACCCCAAGGAAUUCACCGGCCCCUUCAUCAACCUCUUGUUCCGGCCCCUGCUGUAAGCUCAAUUUGGUUACAAACCCGAAGGAAACACCUCAGAUCUCAGCAUCGUGUGCUUUUGUACGACCGAGACGACGUCAUGAUCAUGAUGUGGGUUGUUCGAACAGCUUACAUCGCACGCACACCUGUACCACCAGUAGCACGAAGACCAACCCUUCGGCACUUACCUCCAACUCCACACCGUGUGCAAUUGUACAUCCGUUGCGAGUACCUGCAUCCGCGAUUGGGUAUCAGUCUGUCGGUGGUCCGGGUUGCACUAGACCGUCAAACUCAAUACCAAUGCAGAAAAGCAGCAGUUCCAGCGAUUUUGGGGACUUGAAACCAUGCCCCAUUCUCACUGUCAGUCUGUGUGAGACACUGACUCCAUGCGGUAAGGUAAGGAAAAGUGAGGAUCGUGUUUCAGUGAAUCAAAGGCCAUUGCGUUCUGUCCAAUGA
Molecule: messenger RNA, 1656 nt
Organism: Echinostoma caproni
Lineage: Eukaryota; Metazoa; Platyhelminthes; Trematoda; Plagiorchiida; Echinostomatidae
Source: the annotation of a GenBank genome assembly